UCCCGCUCGCUACGAGGUUUAAAAAAACAUGCUUCAAAACGAUAUAUCAUAAGCUGGGAGAAUCGGACACAAAGAUCCUGUCGUUGAGCCGUUUUCCCUCGUUUUAUGCGGGUACUUAUCAUGUUGUUGGUAGAUGAUAACCCUAGCGUCAUAGGUUUUCUCAAAAAUGGAUUCUCCUGAAAGCAAUCGCAUCCCUGCCAAGUCGUCACCAUCUCCGGCUGUCCAAGGAUCCCCUUUUUUCAAUUACAUUAGCAAUCUCUCUCCUAUAAGGUCCGCGAAGGCAGCAAGAUACGUACAUAGUUUUUCACAAACUAACUUUGCUAUCCCACCGCCGCCGGUGUUCACAUCACCCCGUAUAGAUCCGCAGCGAGAGACAAGUUUCAGAGGAGAAAUAGAUGCAGCAGGUUCUGACCUCUAUCGACAAGGUGAUACCCAUCUGAAGCCUGAGCCGAUUCAUUGCUUUCAAAAAGAAGAUCAGUCUUGCAGUCCUUCAGGAUGCAUUGAUGAAUAUCUGGCUGAUCUUGUGGAUAUGGAAGACACUACAAAAUCAUCUGAUCUGUGCGCACAAUCAAGGAAUGAUAAGCCCAUGAUCUUGGAACGGUUCACUAGUCACAAAGAUACCAUCAACAAAGACUACAAUCAUGUUGAUUCCCAUAUGUUUCUAGGCUCUUUUUCUGGAUCACAACAUCAUGAGAAAUUUUUGCCUCAGAGCAUUGAGACAUAUAAUGAUUUUGUUGAUAGUUCAAGGUCAGCUUUGAGAGUAGCAGCUAAGGAUGCUGAUCAGCAUCAACGUGGUAUACGAAGACAUCUUCAAUUUGGGGUGACAAUGUCCUGCAAGGAUACUGGCAAUGAGAAUCAUGAUACCAACAAUUUAAGCCUACCUGAAGGCCUUACACACUUUGGGAGUCUGGUUUCAUAUCACACUGAACCAAGUGGGAUCUCCAACAGUUGGGGGGCGGGCAGUCGUGCCCAGACUGUAACUUUCCUGUCCUCCUCCUGCCCAUCUCAAUCUGUUAUACCAGCUGAAAAUUGUGGAAACCAUAAUAUAUCAGCUUGUACUCCAUCUGAUUUAGCAUUGCCUUCAAUUGGCGUCAUCAGAUCUGACUCAAUGGGCUUAGAUUCAAAUGCAAGCCAAAAGUUGGUUGACAAACUGCAUGCACGAGAGGAGAAGCAAAUAGCUGUUAGGAAUCAUAGUUCAUCAAAGGAUUUGGAUAGUAUCUUAGUCUCAUCUGUUGCCGGGGAAAUUUAUGCUCAAGUGGAAGAUGAUCAGCAGGAAACUCAGGCUGCUACAACACAGGUAGUUCCAUAUGAUGGGAGGACACUCACUUCACAAAACGCCAACAUGGUCGAAGACCAAGCGAGUCCUAAGCGAAAUAGGAAAAGGACAAAAUGCAUCAAUGAAAGUGAGGGCUGCAAACGUUGCAAUUGUAAGAGAUCAAAAUGCUUGAAACUUUAUUGUGAGUGCUUUGCAGCUGGAGUUUAUUGUCUGGACAGUUGUGCAUGCAAUAACUGCUUUAACAGGCCUGAUUACGAGGACACAGUUCUUGAUACACGACAACUAAUUGAAGCCCGUAAUCCACUUGCUUUUGCUCCGAAGGUUGUUAAGCAUGCCAUGGACUCUCCUGCAAAUAUUGUGGAAGAAGGGAAUUGGACAACACCAUCAUCGGCCAGGCACAAAAGAGGAUGCAAUUGCAAGAAGUCGAAGUGUCUUAAGAAAUACUGUGAAUGUUAUCAGGCAAGAGUCGGAUGUUCUAAUGGAUGCCGAUGUGAAGGUUGUAACAAUUCUUUUGGCAAAAAGAUAGAAUCAAUAUAUAGAAGAGCUGAAAAAUGGAAGAAUCCAUCUCAUGAGCAACUGGGCACUAUGGAGACCCAAGAUGAUUUCAUCAAAUCAGGGAGAGCUCAUCAGUUAUCUUCAACGUGGGAAGAACUUGCUGAUAUGAGCCAUCUGACUCCACUGUCACAUUGUCAUUCAGGGGCUGUGGCAACUUCAGCUUCUCUCAAUAUAGGGGACGGUUCAAAAGUUUCCCAAGCUCAUGCAUAUCAGGAAAGGACCCUCCAGUCAUCUGCUGGUUACCCUCAUAGUCACCAUUCACCCGUUAGUCCUACAACAAAUCUAUAUAGAAGUAAGGUCCUGCCUGAUAUUAGUUCAGACAACCUUCUCUAUGACAUAUUGGAGGAUGAUACACGAAAGAUACUCGAGAAUGCUUUGGCAGCAACAAAAUCAGUGAAAGUUAGUUCACCGAAUCAGAAACGUGUGUCUCCUCCACAAAUUCGAUCACAAGAGUUGAGAUCAAGCAGUUCGCAGGGGUUGAGAAGCGGGCGCAAAUUCAUUUUGCCGGCCGUGCCAUCUUUCCCUCCUCUAACUCCCUAUAGCAAGUUAAAAGAUGGAAUUCAAGGAAGCCAUGGUGAUAGUAAAGAUGGUACUAGCUGCCAGUGACGGGCACAUCUUAAGUUGUGGACAUUCUGGCAACUGUUGACAAGCUCAGCCAUUUUCUCCAAGACAUCCAACAAGAAUCAUUUCCGCGAUGACAUUAAAUUUUGACCUAAUACAUACUUUUGUAGCGUUAGGUUAAUGUUGUUGACAGUUUAGUGAGGGUGCAUAUGUAAAUGUUGGUUGCAAAUAAGUGUUCAUAGUGAUUGGUAAUAGCUCUUUUGAGCUUGUGUCUAUAGAAUGAAUUUGGCAA
Hevea brasiliensis (rubber tree) is the source of this 2684-nucleotide messenger RNA. Its product is annotated as protein tesmin/TSO1-like CXC 3. Gene Ontology annotation, molecular function: DNA-binding transcription factor activity. The transcript is spliced from 12 exons. NCBI's taxonomy places the organism in Eukaryota, Viridiplantae, Streptophyta, Magnoliopsida, Malpighiales, Euphorbiaceae. The record is from RefSeq and is a predicted model, not a curated record. The coding region runs from base 167 to 2437 and encodes 756 amino acids.